Bipolaris victoriae FI3 is the source of this 771-nucleotide messenger RNA. RefSeq lists its product as hypothetical. The coding region runs from base 1 to 771 and encodes 256 amino acids. The record is from RefSeq and is a predicted model, not a curated record. NCBI's taxonomy places the organism in Eukaryota, Fungi, Ascomycota, Dothideomycetes, Pleosporales, Pleosporaceae. The transcript has a single exon.
AUGCCUUCCUCAUCUCACCUCCGCAUCCAAACCUCCUUUGAGCCUUUCACGGCCGAGACCACCCGCUCCCACUUCGUCGCCGCACCACCAGCCAAGAAGCAAAAGAUGUCUCUCACCCAGACCUACUACAUUGCUGCCUCUGCCCGCUCCAAGCUCGGCAAGGAGGCAUGCAGGGCCGACCACAACCUCCGCCUGCUCGUCGGACACGCAAACCUCCUCGACAGCCUCAUGAUCGAACUCCAAGACGCCGAACGCCAGCAAGAGCAGUGGUUCAACCAGACCAUGGCCAAGGCCUCCAAGGCUGAGGAGCCCCGACACAUCCAGUGGGCCGACAGCAUUGCCGAGGAGCUUGACGACGACGAAGACGACGACUCCUCCGUUUCCGACUCCGACUCCGACAAUGACGACGACUUUGACAUGAUCCCCAUGCCCCGUCGCAUCGCAUCCGCACCAGUACAAAUCAGCACAAUGGAGGUGGACGAGGACGACUCGGAGGACGAGGACGACUUCUACGAUGACAUGGAGGACCACUCUGAACUUGCCCUCACCCGUGUACCCUCGCAAUCGCAAUCACCACCCGAGCUCACAUUCGAAGAGGAGUCGGACGACGAGUCACCACCAACAUCGCCACCACAAUCAACCCUCAACUUCUCAGACAAGGAGGGCAUGCUCACAACAACCUUCUACGACACCAAGCCAAAGCCACAAUACCUGGAACACGACCAGCCACUGUUCAUGGACACCAGCUCUCCGCUCAUCUCAAGUUAUUAG